AACACCCCCGAUCAGUUAUCGGGUGUUUACGAAAACUAAUCGGAUCUCGGAUUGGAUUGAACAAUGGUACUCAACCUAGGUAUAGAAAAUUUCCCUAGACUAAUCGGAUUGACGAUUGCUGUCUCAAAUGUAAUCCGAUUGAGGACGAAAGUGUGGAGACUGUAGAGACCAGACGCAGGAGCACGUGUUGAUAAGUCGUAAAUAAGCUUCAAUUCAAGUAGAAAUAAAAACUGGAAAAUGGAUUUGUAUGAAGAAGGAAUUAAUACUGAACAACAUCAAUUUGUAAACUAUAAAUAUCAAUGGAACGUGCAAACAACAAAACUGUUAAUAGAAGAAGUUAGAAGUAACUUUGGGUUACUAAAUAAUAAAAAUUAUAUGCAGAAAAAUAUCUGGAAAAAAAUUGCAAAUAAUUUUAAGGAAAAAGGGCAUAAUAUAACAGAGGAACAAUGUUCUGUUAAAUGGAAAAAUUUAAAACAAAAAUAUAAAAGUGUUCGAGAUCUCAAUAAUCAAACUGGUAGAGCUAAAGAAUCUUGGGAAUAUUAUGAUUUAAUUGAUGAUUUUAUCAAUAACAAACCCGAAAUAACACUUACAUCACUUGUUUCGAGUACACACGGAUUUAGAAUACACCAAUCAACUCUUACAGAAGAAUCUGCAGAAAAUAACUCCUCAGUACUAUCUACAUCUUCUGAUACUAGACGUAAUAUCAGGAAACGCCGAAGAAAUGAUGAACCUAGUUGGGUCAAAGCACUUUGCGAACAAAGAAGGGUCCAUCAUGAAGAAAACAUACAAAUACAAACAAAAUUUUUAAAAUUAUUUGAAAAAUAUGUUGAAAAAGAAAAUAGACAUAAGUAAAAUUAGUUAUACUUAAGUAUUAAAAAUAAUAUUUUGUGAUAGUUAUCAAUCUGUGAUUCACUUCAGUAUUUUUUAGUUUUAUCUGAUAAUAAUUUGAUUUUAUUAUAGCACACGGAAUUCAAAAAGAAUUCAGAUUUAUGUCAUCAAUUCUGAAUUUAUUUUGAGAUGUAAAAAGAAUUCUUUCUCUGAUUUUUCCGAAAAAGAAUUUUUUUACAUCUCCAAAUAAACUUAGAAUUGAUGACAUAAACAUGAAUUUUUGGAAAAUUCUUUUUGAAUUCUCUGUGCCAGAUGUGUCAUAUAAAUAUUUUUUUUUAGUUUUUGUUGAUAAUAAUAUUGAUUUUAUUGCAGCACACAGAUUUCAAAAGUAUUCAGAUUGAUGUCAUUAAUUCUGUAUUUAUGUUGAGAAGUAAAAAAAAUUCUUUUUUUUUUUCAAGAAACGAAUUCUUUUUGCAUCUUAAAAUGAAUUCAGAAUUGAUGACAUAAACCUGAAUUAAAAAAAUUUUUUUUUUAAUUCUUUGUGCUGCCUGAGUUGUCCUAUGAGUAGUUUCUUUUUUCGUUUUUACUGAUCAUCAAAUUGUUAUAUAUAAUAUAAAAGGUGAUUCAGUGGUAAUACUUAGGAAAAGUAAAAAAUAUAAAAUUAAAUGUUUUUGAAAAACUUUAUUAUUGUAAAGUAGUAUAAUUUGUUGCAUAUUACGAUUCAUGUCAUGUUAAAAUCCAAAGAUUAUGUUAAUUUACAUAUAAUUUUUAUUUUUGAUUUGUUACGGAUUACAGAUAUGUAUCUUUGAUUACAAUAAAAAUCAUGUAUGCAUACAA
Molecule: messenger RNA, 1665 nt
Organism: Solenopsis invicta (red fire ant)
Lineage: Eukaryota; Metazoa; Arthropoda; Insecta; Hymenoptera; Formicidae
Exons: 3
Coding region: 238-852 (204 amino acids)
Source: RefSeq, a predicted model, not a curated record